Manduca sexta (tobacco hornworm) is the source of this 1603-nucleotide messenger RNA. RefSeq names its product chitin synthase chs-2-like. The transcript has 7 exons. Gene Ontology annotation, cellular component: cell septum; cell periphery. Bases 206 to 1588 code for a protein of 460 amino acids. The record is from RefSeq and is a predicted model, not a curated record. Lineage: Eukaryota; Metazoa; Arthropoda; Insecta; Lepidoptera; Sphingidae. Gene Ontology annotation, molecular function: chitin synthase activity.
AUGACCGUCGAUUGAUAUUGGGAUUACGCUUUGAGCAGCCACUUUGUGAACACUAGCCUAUUAACUCCGUCACUGCUUCGGCGAUAACACUUCUGUAUAUCUGUUAUUGUUUGUUAAUUUUUGGCGCAAGGAUAUAUUUAAUAUGUGCUAAGUUUGUGGCUAAUUUAUAUUAUGUUUCUACAUUAAAGUUAUAAGAUAAGGCACAAUGGCCGCAACUACACCAGGUUUUAAGAAGUUAGCAGACGAUUCUGAGGAUUCAGAUACAGAAUACACCCCGCUGUAUGAUGACGGUGAUGAAAUAGAUCAAAGAACUGCACAAGAAACAAAAGGAUGGAAUCUAUUUCGAGAGAUUCCGGUGAAAAAGGAGAGUGGAUCUAUGGCCACAAAAAAUUGGAUAGAAACAAGCGUAAAAAUCUUAAAAGUGCUUGCCUACAUAUUGGUUUUUUGUGCAGUACUGGGUUCCGCAGUCAUAGCUAAAGGAACUCUUCUAUUUAUUACGUCACAACUGAAGAAAGACAGACAAAUUACUCACUGCAAUAGACGACUUGCUUUAGACCAACAGUUCAUAACGGUACACAGUUUAGAAGAAAGAAUAACAUGGCUAUGGGCAGCACUUAUUGUAUUCGGUGUGCCGGAGUUAGGGGUGUUUUUGAGAUCCGUCAGGAUAUGCUUCUUCAAAACUGCCAAGAAACCAACCAAAACACAGUUUAUUAUUGCUUUCAUAACAGAGACACUACAAGCAAUAGGAAUAGCAGCACUUGUAUUAAUAAUUCUACCAGAAUUAGACGCUGUGAAAGGAGCCAUGUUGAUGAACGCCAUGUGCGCUAUCCCUGCAUUGCUAAACAUUUUCACGAGAGACCGAAUGGAUUCUAAGUUUUCUAUAAAAUUGAUAUUGGAUGUAUUGGCGAUAUCGGCACAAGCCACGGCGUUUGUUGUUUGGCCUCUUAUGGAAAGAACGCCAGUUCUAUGGACCAUACCAGUUGCAUGUGUGUUAGUGUCUCUAGGCUUCUGGGAGAAUUUUGUUGACACCUACAAUAAAAGUUAUGGUGAGAUCAUUUGUAUCAAGUAUUUUACGGUGCUGCAGGAACUACGCGACAACCUCAAGAGGACUCGGUACUACACUCAGCGGGUGUUGUCUGUUUGGAAGAUUAUAGUGUUUAUGGCAUGCAUUUUAAUAUCGCUGCAUAUGCAAAAUGACAAUCCGUUUACCUUUUUCACUCACGCCAGCCAAGCCUUCGGAGAGAGACAGUAUGUCGUUAACGAGGUUCUAAUAGUAGUCCGAGAUGACGAAACCAUAGGCUAUGACGUCACCGGAGGUAUAUUCGAAUUGGACGCGAUAUGGACCUCAGCAUUGUGGGUCGCAUUAAUUCAAGUGGCAGCAGCCUACUUCUGUUUCGGAAGUGCCAAGUUUGCUUGCAAAAUUCUUAUACAAAAUUUUAGUUUCACUUUAGCAUUGACUCUCGUCGGGCCCGUGGCAAUCAACCUCCUUAUUGCUUUCUGCGGAAUGAGAAAUGCAGACCCUUGCGCUUUCCAUAGAACUAUACCUGACAAUUUGUUUUACGAGAUACCACCUGGUAAGCACUAUUAGCUAUAGCAUAUAAUC